Messenger RNA from Pyrus x bretschneideri (Chinese white pear), 5356 nucleotides. RefSeq names its product DNA-directed RNA polymerase I subunit 1. The record is from RefSeq and is a predicted model, not a curated record. Gene Ontology annotation, cellular component: RNA polymerase I complex. Gene Ontology annotation, biological process: DNA-templated transcription. Gene Ontology annotation, molecular function: DNA binding; DNA-directed RNA polymerase activity. NCBI's taxonomy places the organism in Eukaryota, Viridiplantae, Streptophyta, Magnoliopsida, Rosales, Rosaceae.
AAAAGAAAAGGAAAAAACCCCUAAUCAUAAAGGAAAGUAGGAAACGGCAAAACCCUCUCUUAAACCCUCUCUUUCUCUCUCUCUAAAAUCAAACGUUCCUCUCUCCUCUUCUUCCUCUGCCGCCCACUUUCGCCGCAGUCGCCAUGGCUUCCUCAGAGGUUCCGACGGCGUCCACUGAGGCGAUUAAGUUUGCUUUCUUAACUGACGAGGAGGUGCGACAGCACAGCUUUCUGAGGGUUACCGACCCAUCUCUCCUUACUCAAUUAGGAAACCCCGUGGCCGGUGGGCUAUACGAUAAGGCACUCGGCCCAAUUGAUGACAAACCCGGCGAAAGUUGCGGAACAUGUGGUGAGAAGUCGCGUAAUUGCCCGGGUCAUUGUGGUCAUAUUGACCUUGCGUUGCCAGUUUAUAAUCCCUUGCUGUUCAAUACUCUUUUCAAACUUCUACAAAGAACGUGUUUCUUCUGCUACCAUUUUCGGACAGACCAAACACAUGUUGAGAAAGCUGUUUCCCAAUUAAAACUCAUAAUGGAAGGUGACGUCGUUGGGGCUAAAAUGUUAGAUUCUGACUCACCUAGUGAAUACUUAGACUGCAACGAGGGAGAUAGUCACAGUGACAAGCAUGCAAAGCAGCAAGGAUGGACUUCUCUUCAGUUUACGGAGCUAAUGUCUGUUUUUGAUAAGGCUUUGCCGAAACAAGGGAAGGACUGCAACAAUUGCAAGGCGAAGAAUCCCAAAAUCAUCAAACCUACUUUUGGAUGGUUUCAAAUGAGUGGCGCUGAAAAUGCGAGAGAAAAUGUUAUCAGAGGGUGCAACCUGGUGGGACCCUUAACUGAUCAAGAUGAAGGGGAUGAGAAUGAAAAUGUUGACAAUAAUGAUAUGGAAAAGCACAAUGGAGAAGGAAGCAAAGUGCCAAGUGAGUUCCUUAAUCAGACAACUUCCUUGUCGGGAGAUCUAUUACCAAAACAGGUUCAAGACAUCAUAAAGCUUUUGUGGGACAAUGAAGCUGAGUUCUGCUCUUUUAUUGGUGAUAUCCAAUGCCAAGGAAUUGGAAGAAAAGCAGGUCACUCUAUGUUUUUCUUAGAGACUGUACUUGUGCCACCAAUCAAAUUUCGUCCUCCAUCCAAGGGUGGUGAUUCUGUGAUGGAGCAUCCUCAAACCGUUUUAUUAAGUAAGGUGGUGCAGGCAAAUAAUUCUUUGCAAGAGUCUGUUGUUACCAAGUCUGACCCCUCAAAGACAAUUCGGCAGUGGAGGGAUCUUCAAGAGUACAUAAAUGUGAUGUACAAUAGCAAAACUGCUACUGGUAAAGGUCAAAAAGAUGCGGAUCCUGGAAUAUGUCAGUUGCUUGAGAAGAAGGAAGGCCUGUUCCGGCAGAAAAUGAUGGGCAAACGGGUUAAUUAUGCAUGUCGGUCUGUCAUAUCCCCAGAUCCCUAUUUAGCUGUUAAUGAGAUUGGAAUUCCUCCGUAUUUUGCAACUAGAUUAACAUAUCCUGAGAGAGUUACUCCGUGGAAUGUUGACAAGUUGAGGAAUGCAAUUGUCAACGGUCCUGAAAUCCAUCCUGGAGCUACACAGUAUGUUGAUAAGUCCUCUGUGAAGAUGUUGAGACAAAACCGGAGAGAACGCAUUUCAACAGCAAGAAAAUUACCUUCUUCAAAAGGGCUUGCUACACAACACGGAAAAGGAUCUGAUAAUAGCUAUGAAAACAAAGUUGUUUUUCGUCACUUGCGAGAUGGGGACAUUGUGCUUGUCAAUCGACAGCCUACACUUCACAAACCCAGUAUAAUGGCGCAUGUAGUUCGUGUAUUGAAGGGGGAGAAAACAAUUCGUAUGCACUAUGCAAAUUGCAGUACGUACAAUGCUGAUUUUGAUGGUGAUGAAAUGAAUGUUCAUUUUCCACAAGAUGAAAUUUCUCGAGCAGAAGCUUACAAUAUCGUAAAUGCAAAUAACCAAUAUGUAAAGCCUACCAGCGGUGAUCCAAUUAGAGCCUUGAUUCAGGACCAUGUCAUAAGUGCUGUCCUCCUUACAAAGAAGGAUACCUUUUUGCGCUGGGAGGAAUUUAAUCAGCUUCUUUAUAGUUCAUGUGUUUCAGCCCGUCGGUCAGAUGCUUUGUCUGGAAAACCAGAUCAAAAGGUUUUCAUGUGUAACAUUGAAGGCACAAUGCAGCCCCUUCUUCCUGCUAUUUGGAAACCAGAGCGUCUUUGGACUGGAAAACAGGUCAUCACUGCCUUGCUAAAUCAUAUUACUAGGGGUUCUCCGCCAGUUACUGUAGAAAAGGAUGCAAAAAUCCCACGUGGUUUUUUUAACUGUAAUCUUGAAGAAGAGAAAUUUGAUGAAGAGGAACUACAGAAAAAGAAGAAACGAAGCAAAGGAAAACAAGCUGAUGAAUGUGGAUCACAGAAUGAGAAGAAACCAGACAAAAAAGUAGAUAACGAUAAAUCAAAGGACACAGGGGUUGUAGAUGAGAACAGUUUAUUAAUCUAUAAAAACAAUUUGGUGCGCGGUGUGAUUGACAAGGCUCAGUUUGGUGAUUAUGGUUUGGUCCAUACAGUGCAGGAGCUCUAUGGCUCAGAUGCUGCAGGAAUAUUGCUUUCUGUAUUGAGUCGUUUGUUUACUGUUUAUUUGCAGAUGCAUGGGUUCACAUGUGGUGUUGAUGAUCUUCUGGUAAUGCCGAGCAAAGACACAAAAAUGAAGGAACAACUUGAAAGUUGUGAAGAGAUUGGUGAAAAAGUUUUCCGUGAUUUUAUCGAAGUCGAAGAUGAUAAAAGAAAAGAUCUAGUGGCACUGCAAUUGAACAUUGAAAAAUUUAUACGGAGUAAUGGAGAAUCUGCCUUGGCAGCCUUGGAUAGGAGAAUGAUUAGUCAGCUUAAUAACAAGACCUCCAACUCUGACGUCUUCAAACAAUUAUUGUUGAAAGGGUUAUCAAAACCGUCCGUUAAGAAUUGUAUCUAUCUUAUGACCACAUCUGGGGCUAAAGGUAGUGUGGCCAACCUCCAACAAAUAACUUCGUAUUUGGGUCAGCAAGAGCUAGAAGGCAAACGGGUGCCUCAAAUGGUUUCUGGAAAGACCUUACCGUGCUUUCACCCAUGGGAUUGGUCAUCUCGAUCUGGAGGCUUUAUUAUUGAUCGUUUUCUUACUGGUCUUCGGCCUCAGGAGUAUUAUUUUCAUUGCAUGGCUGGUCGUGAAGGGUUGGUUGAUACAGCUGUCAAAACAUCUCGUAGUGGGUACCUGCAAAGGUGCCUAAUAAAAAAUCUUGAGUGCCUAAAAGUUUGUUAUGACCAUACCGUCCGUGAUGCUGACGGUUCCAUUGUUCAAUUUUAUUAUGGAGAAGAUGGUGUUGAUGUCCAUUUGACAAGCUUCCUACAAAAAUUUGACUCCCUGGCAGCUAAUAAAGAAAUGUUCCAGAACAAAUUCCAUCGACAAAUCGACAAAUCCGAUCCUUACAUUGCUGAGCUGCCUUCAGCUCUCAAGUAUAAAGCAGAGAAGUUCGUGCUUGAUUUGUCCUUGAAGGAGGAAAGUCAUAACUUAUUCCGCCAAGUGGAUUUCUUGAAGUUAAUGGAGCAUAAAUACCUCUCUAGUCUUGCUCAACCUGGAGAACCAGUUGGUGUUCUUGCUGCUCAGUCAGUAGGAGAACCGUCAACUCAGAUGACACUGAAUACUUUCCAUCUUGCUGGAAGAGGUGAAAUGAAUGUGACACUUGGAAUCCCUCGUCUUCAAGAAAUCUUGAUGACUGCUGCAAAUGAGAUUAAGACUCCGGUCAUGACAUGUCCAUUGCGAAAGGGGAGAUCAAAGGAGGAAGCUCAGCAUCUAGCUAAUAAGUUGAAGAAGAUCACUGUGGCAGACAUAAUAGAGAGUAUGGAAGUUACGUUGUUGCCAUUUGUCCUUCAGGGUCUUGAAACUUGCCGUAUUUAUAAACUUCAAAUGAAACUCCACAUACCUGAACAUCUUCAAAACAUCGUUCAAGAUAUAUCAGAAGAUUGGGAGGAAAUCCUAGAGGUUAUGUUUGUUAGGGCGUUGGAAGAUGCCAUACAAAGUCAUGUGCUCUUGCUUUCCAAAAUUAGUGGUAUAAAAAAUGUCACUGAUGCACCACAAAAGGCAUCAAAUGAGACGGAUGAAAAUAUUUCUAAAAGCGGACAUCAACAUCAGGAAGAAGACGAUGACAAUGAUGGUGCAGACGAUGGUGAAGGGGCCGAGGAUUUUGGUAUGGAUGCACAAAAGCGAAAGCUUCAAGCUUUCGAUGAGAUGGAUUAUGAAGAUGGAUGUGAAGAUGAAGUGAGAGAUGGAGAUCUGACAGAUGGAGAUGAAGUCGAAAAUGAUGCGGAUAAUGAUGAGGAGAAUGAUGUUGAAACUGGUAAGGAUGGUGCAAUUGAGGUUGUAGAUGCUACUGAUGAAAUGCCUACAAGUCCUUUAGAAGAGGCUGGAAACCUGCCUAAGCCCAAGUCAAAGGAGAAAAAGAACAAAUCAGGAGCCACAAUUAAAAAGAAAAAGAUCAGAGCUCAGUUAGUAAGAAAAGACACCGACAGGUCAAUAUUUGUGUCAGCGAAGGGGUUCCACUUUGAGGUCCAUUUUAAAUUUACCGAUGAACCUCAUAUUUUGCUGGCUCAGAUUGCUCAGCAGACAGCCCAGAAGGUUUCUAUGCAAAGAUCUGGCAGUGUUGAUGACUGUAAACAAAUAACUUGUGACGAAAAUCAAGUCCUCUUAUACGGAAAGGAUCCUGAGAAUAAACAAAGUUAUUCAUCCAAGGAAAAAAAGGAGAUGGCAGCACUGCAGACUACUGGAGUGGAUUUCCGUACAUUUUGGAAAUUGCAAGAUGUUCUUGAUGUCAGGUAUUUAUAUUCCAACAACAUACAUGCUAUGCUGAACACUUACGGAGUUGAAGCCGCCAGGGAAACUAUCAUCAGAGAAAUUAUGAACGUUUUCAAGUCUUACGGGAUAUCAGUCAACAUUAGGCACCUUACGCUUAUAGCUGACUACAUGACUCACUCGGGUGGUUAUCGACCAAUGAAUAGAUUUGGAGGCAUAGCAGAGUCAAUAUCUCCGUUUAAUAAAAUGUCUUUUGAGACAGCUUCUAAGUUCAUUGUCGAAGCAGCAUAUCACGGGCAGACGGAUGACUUGGAAACGCCAUCCUCGAGGAUCUGUCUUGGAUUGCCAGUCAAGGUAGGCACUGGAUGUUUUGAUUUGAUGCAGAAGAUAGAGGUUUAGCGUACAGAGAUCUGAGCUUGUUUCAUAUGAACACAAUUUUGGUCGGUGCGCCUAUCUUGGCAUGUCAUUACAGGGCUCUUUUGUUGUCUUAUGUAUUGUUUUUUCUCCAGAACGUAGUCUGAUAUCUGUUUUUAGUGGACACAACAAUCUUGGUGUUG